AUGAUAAACUUUCAAGGAUCUUCAAACACCAUCUCAAACUUGUUCUUUGUUUGUGUCCUUCUUUUGCCAACCCUGGCCUUAGGGGAUUGCACAUGUGACAUAGAUGAGGCCAAAAAGAGUAACUCAAGUGAAGUGCUCCACUACAAACUUGGCUCAAUUGCUUCUGUGCUUGUUGCUGGGGCUCUUGGAGUGAGUCUCCCAUUGCUGAGCAAGAGAAUCCCUACUCUUAAUCCCAAGAAUGACAUAUUCUUCAUGGUUAAGGCCUUUGCUGCAGGGGUGAUUCUUGCAACUGGGUUUGUCCACAUACUUCCUGAUGCAUAUAAAAGCUUGACUUCACCUUGCCUUAAGGAAAAUCCAUGGGGCAAGUUUCCCUUCACUGGAUUUGUUGCCAUGAUGUCCUCAAUAGGGACCUUAAUGGUGGACUCAUUUGCCACAGGGUUCUACCAUAGGCAACAUUUUAAUCCCUCAAAGCAGGUUCCUGCUGUUGAUGAGGAAAUGGGAGAUGAACAUGCUGGUCACAUCCAUGUUCACACUCAUGCCACACAUGGCCAUGCUCAUGGAUCAGCUGUGUCAUCUGAGGACUCAGAAACAUCUGAAGUAAUUAGACAGCGCAUCAUAUCACAAGUAUUGGAAAUAGGAAUUGUGGUCCAUUCAGUGAUUAUUGGAAUAUCAUUGGGAACUGCUGGAAGCAUUGAUACCAUUAAGCCACUCCUGGUGGCUCUCUCUUUCCAUCAAUUUUUUGAGGGGAUGGGUCUUGGUGGUUGCAUAUCUCAGGCAAAGUUUGAGUCCAAGUCUACAGCAAUUAUGGCAACUUUUUUCUCCCUAACAACCCCAAUUGGUAUAGCAAUUGGGAUGGGAGUGUCAAGUGUUUACAAAGAGAAUAGUCCUACUGCUUUAACUGUUGAAGGGAUUUUCAAUUCUGCUUCUGCUGGGAUUUUGAUUUACAUGGCACUGGUUGAUCUUCUAGCAGCAGAUUUUAUGAACCCAAGAUUGCAGAAAAAUUUGAAGCUCCAACUAGGGGCACAUGUAUCCCUUCUUUUAGGUUCAGGUUGCAUGUCUCUAUUGGCCAAAUGGGCUUAG
Messenger RNA from Sphenostylis stenocarpa, 1080 nucleotides. Lineage: Eukaryota; Viridiplantae; Streptophyta; Magnoliopsida; Fabales; Fabaceae. The record is from the annotation of a GenBank genome assembly.